Acanthochromis polyacanthus (spiny chromis) is the source of this 1127-nucleotide messenger RNA. RefSeq names its product GTPase IMAP family member 7-like. The record is from RefSeq and is a predicted model, not a curated record. Lineage: Eukaryota; Metazoa; Chordata; Actinopteri; Pomacentridae. Gene Ontology annotation, molecular function: GTP binding.
AUGGCUGAAACAAUACCACUGCGAGAGAACAAACAGAGAACUCUAUCUCAGUCUGAUGGGUGUGGUCUGAAUUACUUUGACGCUCUGGACUUGUCUGGACGUUUGAGGAUAGUUCUGGUGGGCAAGACUGGCUCAGGAAAGAGUGCGACAGGAAACACGAUCCUUGGUAAACCUCUCUUCGAAGAAGGCUCGAGCCCCGUAUCUGUUACCAACCAGUGUGAGAAACAGCGAGGGGAGGUGGAUGGGACUGAGGUCCAGGUGAUUGACACUCCAGGUCUGUUUGAUACAGAGAUCUCAGAGAUGGUAAAUGAAAGAAUUAAAAACCAGAAUAGAGAAGUGCCUGGCCCUCACGCCUUCCUACUGGUGAUCAGACUCGGCGUGAGGUUCACAGAGGAGGAAAGAAACACUGUGAAGUGGAUCCAGGAUAACUUUGGAGACAACGCCUCCAUGUACACUAUCGUGCUGUUUACGUGUAAGGAUCAAGCCGACGCUGACGAUGCUUUGAAGGAGUGCAAGGAGUUGCGGAAACUCAUUGACACAUGCGGACGUAGAUACCAUGCCUUCAACAACAAAAACACUGCUGACCGCAUGCAAGUCAAGGAGCUGAUCACCAUGAUCAAAAACAUGGUGCAGGAUAACGGGGGCAAACACUACACGAACGAGAUGUACGAGAAGGCCCAGAGGAGGCUGAGGGAGGAGGAGGAGCGGAAGAAGCAGGAGGAGAAAGAGAAGGAAGAGCAGAAGAGGAAAUUAUGGGAAGCAGACAGGGAAAAGCAAGAGAAAGAGAGAGAAAUGGUGAAAAAGGUCAGAAUAAAGAAAAUAGGUGUAGCCUUGUUGCUGUUGUUAGCUGGGGCCAUUAUAGCAGUCGGAGCUGAAACCACAGUGGCUUUGGCUCUAGGAGCUCCGACACUCAUCCUGGGAGCGUUAUGUGGCUUAGCUGCUUUUUUGAUAUGGAAAGGCAUAAAAUGCAAACACAAAGCUAAUGUUUCUGUAUAACUAUAACUGAAUGUGCAGUAGAAAUAUUCCAAAUACAGCAUUAACACAACACAGUACCAUACCUUUAGAACAAAUCGGUGAAUGAUGUGUGUUGGCCUCUGUUUUUUUGCAUUCUGCUUCUGAAAUUUUGA